UUGUUUGUUAUAUUAUGUCAAGUCUACAAAAAUGGUGCUGAAGAAACACGAGCUAGAAGGCAAAUUGGGCGAGGAAAGCCUCCUAAUCAAGAGCGGCGUGCUGCGAGACGAGAACCCUCUCGAUACAAGUGCAGAGUUCCACGAGUUCCUGCUGGCGUGUCGGCGUGGCGAUUUGAGAAAGUGCCAGGAACUCAUUGGCAUGGGCGUCAACAUCAACGGCAAGGACAAGUUUGAUUAUACGCCAUUGAUCAUUGCCAGUCUGUGUGGUCACUAUGAGCUGGUGCAGCUGUUAUUAGAGUCCGGCGCCCUCGCCGAGAGAAACACCUUCCAAGGAGAGCGCUGCAUAUACAACGCCCUCAACGACAGAAUCCGCAACCUGCUCCUCCAGUACGACUUCUCCAAGAGCUCAGACCCCUACGUCUACUGGUCCUCCCACAUCUCCAACCUCUUGGGCCGCUCAAGCCCCCAAACGGCAGACAUCUCGCUCGACGCCGAGACCCGGUCGUUCAACCUGCACAAGUUCCUGCUGGCCUCGAGAACCCCGUACUUUCGCAGGAAACUCGAGGCAAACCCCGAAACAGCGUCAUGGAAGCUCUCGUCGACCAUCCCCGUCGAGGCCUUUCAGAUUGCCGUCCGGUACAUCUACCUCGGUGAAGUCCCCAGAGAUCUUGCGCCCCCGGGGAGCUCCGCCACGGAAGAAGACGUCGCCAAGGGCCUCGACAAAAUCAGCAAGCUGCUUGAAAUCGAACAGCUGUGGGAGGCCAUCCUCGUCGGCAACGACCGUCGCUUGGCUCGCCAGCGGUACCAAGACGAAGUCGCCAGAGCCCUGGGCCAAGUGACCGACUUCUUCCAGCAAAGCGUCCUCGCCCACAAAAUGGUCGUCGACACAGACCGCGUCGACCAAGUCCGCUGGCGCCACGACAACUCCAUCUUCGCAGACAUUCUGCUCCGCGCAGACGAGCCUUCGGCCGAGGACACAGACGGCAUCCUCCUCGCCGCCGAUUCACCAUCUGCCAAUCAUACCAGCGCCGGCAUCCCCAUUGGGCCCUCUCAUGAAGUAACAGCAGCAGCAGCAGCAGAAAGCAACGGCGUCAAGAAGCCGAGAAAAUCCGUGCUGUAUCCCGCGCACAAGGCUAUGCUCAUCCGAAGCGAGUACUUUGACAAGAUGUUCUCGGGCGACUUUGUCGAGUCCAAGAAGUCGGACCAUCUGCACGUCAUCACCGUCGACUGCUCGCCGCCCGUGCUAGAGCUCAUCCUGUCGUUCCUGUACACGGAAAACGCAUCGUGUCCGCUUGAAUACGCUCUGGAUCUGCUAUACGCAGCAGACAUGCUCUUCCUCGACAGCCUCAAGAACAAGGCCGCCAUCGCAAUCAGCACCCUCGGAAGCGGCACGGCAAACCAAGUAGUCGAAGUCGAGCCCAUCAACAUCUACGACGUCAUCCACGCAGCCUGGGACCUCCGCGUCCAGCGCCUCGAAGAGUUCGCCGCCCGCUACCUCGCCCACCGCCUCGAGGACUACAUCGACGAGCCCGACUUCCACGAGCUCAUCCGCGAGAGCGCCGACCGCAUCCACAAGCGCGAGGAGACGGACACCAUUGAGCUGCUCGACGACAUUCGGUAUUACCUGUCCGAGCGGUUCAGGCUGCGCUUCGAAGAUGCCGGGCUGGAGGAGAUGAUGGAUGAGGAAGGGGAGAUGAGUGCCGAGGUGGUGGCUGCGCUGGUGAAUGGUUCGUCGGGGGAUGCUGCUGCUGCUGCUGUUAAUGCUGAUGCUGUUGGGGAGACGAAUGAGAAGAAGCUGGUAGAUGGAGGUGACGAGGGACAGGGGCAAGAGGGUGUGAGGACGUUGAAUGGAGAGGCGGCGGAGGAUGAGUUUGCAUCGGAUGCAAUCAAUUACCAGAUCUUGUUGCACAAGAUUGAUGCCAUGUUGGAGGGACUAAAGUUGGAUGCAUGAGGUUGCUAUCAAGAGAACAGGGAGAUGC
Trichoderma reesei QM6a is the source of this 1979-nucleotide messenger RNA. RefSeq lists its product as uncharacterized. Gene Ontology annotation, molecular function: protein binding. The transcript is spliced from 4 exons. Gene Ontology annotation, cellular component: ubiquitin ligase complex; cytoplasm. Lineage: Eukaryota; Fungi; Ascomycota; Sordariomycetes; Hypocreales; Hypocreaceae. Bases 32 to 1951 code for a protein of 639 amino acids. The record is from RefSeq and is a predicted model, not a curated record.